Penicillium mononematosum is the source of this 1227-nucleotide messenger RNA. Its product is annotated as putative cell cycle control protein (Cwf23). Bases 1 to 1227 code for a protein of 408 amino acids. The transcript is spliced from 2 exons. Lineage: Eukaryota; Fungi; Ascomycota; Eurotiomycetes; Eurotiales; Aspergillaceae. The record is from RefSeq and is a predicted model, not a curated record. Gene Ontology annotation, cellular component: spliceosomal complex. Gene Ontology annotation, biological process: spliceosomal complex disassembly.
AUGCCAAACGACGAUCUCAAGGCGCACGCCGCCUCAAACCAAGAUUUCUACGCUCUGCUAGACAUCCAACCAGCCGCUACAGAAACCGAGAUCCGCCGCGCAUACCGACGCACCGCCCUAAAAUACCACCCGGACAAGAUCCAAAACCCCACCGCAGCAGAUAUCGACAAAUUCCAUUUCCUCCAGAUUGCCUACGAUGUCCUCUCCGACACCUCAGUGCGGCAGCUCUACGACAAUGCGCGGGAAGCGCGGCAGCGCAAACAGCGCGAGCGGGAGAUGAUGGGAGCGGCGAAACGAAAGAUGCGCGAAGACCUAGAAGCGCGGGAGAGGGCAGGCGCCGCGGAAAUAGGUGGCGCCGGUAUCAAGCAAGGUGUCAAAAGAUCAUGGGCGAUGGACGGUGAUGAGGAUGCGGAAGAGAAGCUGCAGCGCGAGAUUGACAGGAUUGCGGAGGAUGGGCGACGGAGGCGACGCGAGGCUGAGGAAAAGGCUAAAAAGGCGUUUGAGGACGAACAGAAGAAAAUCCAGCGGCAGGAAGAGGAGGCUCGCAGGGCGGCGGAUCGGAGUAGCCAGCGCGUGGACCGCUCGAAGGAGGGUGGUGGCGCGCAAGUCCCUGAGCUCGAGCGUGCGGUGAAAGUGCGCUGGGUGCGGGAGGGUCGCGGGCUGGAACUUGAUAUUGAACAGUUGGCAAACAAGGAGAAGAAGACUGUUGCGACCGGCGUUGUGGUCUUCACGUCUAUUGUGAGCGCUCACACUGCCGUUCUCGACAGCGAGAAGAAACUUCGUCAGCAUGCUGGUCAAGAUGGCGAAUGGGGCCUUAUCGAGUCUGUAUUCUGGGCCUCCGGCACCCAGCCUGAUCUAGGUCCUGAUAUAUCAUCCAAGCCCGACCCGGCUGAACCCGCACCUGCACCACGAGGGCCCUCUGCCGACACUUCCAGCAGGCCUCCUAAACCAUCAUUCAAUUUCCAGGGCUUGAAAACAGCACCCCCAUCCGACAAAGCACCUUCGUUUGGCUCAUUCGCUUCUGCAUCUGCUGCGGCAGCUGCUCCAAGUGCAGCGCCAUUCAACCCAUCCACAAAGUCUCCAGCCGCGCCUAGUCUACAGGAAGUGAUGAUGAUGCGGCUGAAGAACGCACAGCGUGAGAAGGAGCGCAAAGCUCUCGAAGAAGAGCUGAUACGAGAAGACGAGGCCGCAGAUGCAGCAGAAGCAGCGACAGCAAAAGGCACCUAG